GCCCCGGCUGGAGAACAGUGAGGACCGGGGCAAGCUGCACUUUUGGGUCCAGGUUAAUUUUAGUCUCCGGGCUCUCUCUACUCCCUUCCCCUUCUCCUCCCCCUCUCCUCAGCACGCGCCUGCACUGCCCGGCCGGCGAUUUUAAAUCGGCCCCCCGACCUUUCCGCCGAGGUGUCCGGUUUCAGGGCUUCCUUCGGGAAGUGCUCGCGGAGGAGGGUGGAGAGAGAACAGAGCGAGGUCAACACUGGACAUAUGAGGGUGAGCGCAGAACCCAAGGCCUUCCGCUCCCCCUUCCACACUGGGACCUCUUCACCUGCCGGGAAGACUGCUGUCGAGUGCCCACAUGGUCAAGACCACUGGCCAGCCUCUUACCCUGAGUGUGGAAGCAAUGCCCAAUCCCCCAUCAAUAUCCAGACAGACAGUGUGACUUUUGACCCUGAGUUGCCCGCUCUGCAGCCCCAUGGAUAUGACCAGCCUAGCACUGAGCCUUUGGACCUGCACAACAAUGGCCACACAGUGCAACUCUCUCUGCCCCCUACCAUGUAUCUGGAGGGACUUCCUCGAAAAUAUGUAGCUGCCCAGCUCCACCUGCACUGGGGUGAGACAGGGUCCCUGGGCGGAUCAGAGCACCAGAUCAACAGUGAAGCCACAGCUGCGGAGCUCCACAUUGUACAUUAUGAUUCUGAUUCCUAUGACAGCUUGAGUGAGGCCGCUCCAAAGCCUCAGGGCCUGGCUGUCUUGGGCAUCCUCAUUGAGGUGGGUGAGACCAAGAAUCCAGUUUAUGAACACAUCCUGAGUCACUUGCAUGAAAUUAGGCAUAAAGAUCAGAAGACUUCAGUGCCUCCCUUCAACGUGGGAGAGCUGCUCCCCCCACAGCUGGACCAGUUCUUCCGCUACAAUGGCUCGCUCACCACACCCCCCUGCUACCAGAGUGUGCUCUGGACAGUCUUCCGUCGAAGGGCUCAGAUUUCGAUGGGACAGCUGGAAGAGCUUCAGGAGACGUUGUUCUCCACAGAAGAGGAGCCCUCUAAGCUCCUGGUACGGAACUACCGAGCCCCCCAGCCUCUCAAUCAGCGAACAGUCUUUGCUUCUUUCAUCCAAGCGAGGGCCUCGUAUACUACAGGUGAAAUGCUGAGUUUAGGAGUGGGGAUCUUGGUUGGCUGUCUUUGUCUUCUACUGGCUGUUUAUUUCAUCGCUAGGAAGAUUCGGAAGAAGAGGCUAGGAAACCGGAAAAGCGUGGUCUUCACCUCAGCACGAGCCACAGAGGCAUAGACUCCCUCACCGACAUCAUGGAUGCCUUCCCCUCAUGCCAAUCAGGGAGCUUCUAAAAUGAGCUGCAGGGACUGGCCAGAAAAUACUGUAGGAGUAGUGGGCAGACACCCCUCCUUCCUCCAGACAGCCCCUACAGAGAGGCACGGACAGGCUCUUGUUCGUGGAAUAAGAGCAGAUAGCCUUCGACCUCUCAAAACCUAUAGAUCAGGACAACCCUAUGUUGACAAUGCAGACAGCAAACUGUGUUUAGUUGUAGGGGAAGUUGGGGAUGUAACCCCCAAAGUCCUCCACCCCCUUACCUUUAUGUCCUUUUCCCUAGAUAUAGGGCAGGACCUCCCCUUAGGAAAAAGACUUGUUGCUGUUGGGGUUAUAUUUUUUUGCUCAAUAUACCUGGAAAUUAAAGUUUCUAAUCCCACCUCUGGUCUUCCUUUGGGGCUUUUGAGAGUGGGGGAGUUCCUUAAUCUCUCAGGAGGCAGAGGUGGGCAAAGGACAGGGGGAAAGAAGCAUGGGUGAAUAACUCUUUUUACCUCAGUCCUGCAAGGGGAGAUCCGCCUCUGGAAAAUACUUAACCCAAAGUUCCUGACAUGUGAGACCAUGAGCCCAGAUUUCUGUCCUUGUACCAAAGCUAUGCUGAAGGGGAUCAGAGGUUGCCAGAUAAGGAGGUUGGAUAAGAGAUGUGGGAGGACAGAAAUCUCGAUUAAUAUGUUAUCCCCUCCCUUAAAAGCCAAGUUCCCCCACAAUUAUAAAGUUCUUUUUAUUAGUCAAAAUCACAAUCACCUUGAUUAAAAGGAUGGAACAUGCCAUCCUCAGCAGAAAAUGAUACAGUUUAUAGAAAACCUCCCCACCCACCCCCCCACACCCCAAUUAAAAACUAGAAAAAAAUCUGCCCUCCUUCCCUGUGAUGUCAUGGUAGUCUGACUUCUCCAGUGGCAUUGCAGCUCUGGAGUGGGCCAGCUCACCGCAGCACCCUCCACUUCACCUUGGGGAGGGGAGGGAUGCUGGUGGUCAAGGAGGUUAAAACAUUAGUUCCAGUAAUACCAGUUUCCCAAACAUGCACUUCCUUCCUUUCCCCCAAGGCCUGGGACAAAGGGGAAAGGUGGACAGAUAUAAGCCCCACCAUGAGGAGCAAUUUGAGGAAGGAAAAUAUAGUUCAAGGAGGUUAGAAGAAUUCCAACGCACCUCUUCCCUCCCCCAUUCAAAAAAAGAAAAAAAGGAAGAAAGAAAAAGAAAGAAAGAAAGAAAGAAAGAAAGAAAGAAAGAAAGAAAGAAAGAAA
This is a messenger RNA of Mirounga angustirostris (Northern elephant seal), 2546 nucleotides long. It is a transcript of the gene CA14, whose product is annotated as carbonic anhydrase 14. NCBI's taxonomy places the organism in Eukaryota, Metazoa, Chordata, Mammalia, Carnivora, Phocidae. Gene Ontology annotation, cellular component: plasma membrane. Gene Ontology annotation, molecular function: carbonate dehydratase activity; zinc ion binding. The transcript is spliced from 11 exons. The coding region runs from base 253 to 1272 and encodes 339 amino acids. Gene Ontology annotation, biological process: one-carbon metabolic process. The record is from RefSeq and is a predicted model, not a curated record.